AUGCAGUCAUUUUGGGCCAACGCGAAGGACGUGGCCCGCACGGUGUCUGGUCAGCUCGACCAGACAUUUGAGGCGGCGCUAACAGGCAGCAGCAGCAGCAGCAGCAGCAGCAGCAGCAGCAGCAGCAGCAGCAGCCAGCAGCAGGAGCUGCAGCAGCAGCAGCAGACAAGCUGCCGCAACAUAUCCAACGCGCAGCAGCAGCAGCAGCAGCAGCAGCAACAGCAGCAACAACAAUAG
Molecule: messenger RNA, 237 nt
Organism: Eimeria mitis
Lineage: Eukaryota; Apicomplexa; Conoidasida; Eucoccidiorida; Eimeriidae
Exons: 2
Coding region: 1-237 (78 amino acids)
Source: RefSeq, a predicted model, not a curated record